CGUGUGUGUAAAGCGUGUGUUGUGUUGAAGACAAAACUGUAUAGUCAUUUCUCGUCCGCUAUGGGGUUCAUUACGUCUGCGGCGGGCAUCCUGGCCCUGCUGGACGAGACUCAGGAUGAACUGAGGGUGUUUGCACUGGAGCGACUCAAUGAGAUCACCGACACCUUCUGGCCCGAGAUUGCCGACUCCAUACAGAAGAUAGAGAGGCUUGAGGAGGAUGGCAACUUUCCCAAGAGGGAACUGGCAGCACUGCUGGUGUCUAAAGUGUACUUCCACUUGGGCUCCUACCUUGACUCCCUCACUUACGCCCUACGCUCGGGACCCAUGCUGCACCAGGACCCCAACCAACUGUACAUCGACACCAUCAAGGUUCAUGCCAUUGACCACUACAUCAAGUUGCGUGCCCAGAAGGAUGCCAAGAUGGACCCUCGCCUGGAGACACUCCUCAACAACAUGUUCCGGCGCUGCAUUGAGGACCAGCAGUACCGCCACGCCAUCGGCAUCGCCCUGGAGACACACCGCAUGGACUGGUUCAGGGAGGCCAUCAUGACCUCGGAUGACAUUGUGGGCAGCCUGACCUACUCCUACAAGAUUGCCAUGCAGUACAUCGAGCAGCGCAAGUUCCGGGAUGAGGUGUUAGAGCAGCUGGUGUCCCUGUACCAAGGUCUGGAGACUCCAGACUAUGUCAACAUGUGUCAGUGUCUCAUCCACCUGGACAAGCCUCAUGAAGUGGCCUCCAUUCUUGACAAGCUUAUCAAGAAUGACAGCCUGAAGAGUGAGGCCAUGGACAACGAGCUCAUGGCUUACCAGAUUGGCUUUGACCUGUACGAGAGUGCCACCCAGGACCUGCUGUCCCACGUGCGGCAGGGCCUGCACACUACUGCGCCCGUCCCCUCACUCCUCAAGGAUGUGGAUGCCCUCUCCACCGCCUCCACCACCACUACCGCGCCAGCCGCUGCCACCACCACCACCACGACCACCACCACCACCACGUCCUCCACGCCCACCACUUUGGAAGAUGAGGAGAAGAGUGGAGGAGGAGGCAGCACACAGGAGGAGGAGGGUGGAGAUGCACCCAUGACAGAGGAGAAGACUCUGGAUGACCUGACGGAGCUGGAGAAGACCCACCAGACCCGCGUGGAGAAGCUGGCCCGGAUCCUGAGUGGCGAGAUGACCAUUGAGCAGCACCUUCAGUUCCUCAUUGCCAACAACCACACAGACAUGCUCAUCCUGCGCCACAGCAAGGAGGCAGUGCGUGCGUCUGUCUGCCACACUGCCACCGUCAUUGCCAACGCCUUCAUGCACUGUGGAACAACUUCUGACCAGUUCCUCAGGGACAACUUGGAGUGGCUGUCCAGGGCCACCAACUGGGCCAAGAUGACAGCCACGGCUUCCCUGGGAGUGAUCCACCGUGGCCACGAGAAGGAGGCCCUCACCCUGAUGCAGGCCUACCUCCCCAAGGAGUCCAACAGCCCAGGCUAUGCUGAGAGCGGCUCCCUCUACGCCCUGGGCCUGAUCCAUGCCAACCAUGGGGCAAACAUCAUCGAGUACCUCCUCAACCAGACCAAGGAUGCCACCAGUGAUAUUGUGCGUCAUGGCGGCUGCCUUGGGCUGGGUCUGGCAGCGAUGGGAACACAGCGCACCGAUGUGUAUGAGCAGCUCAAGUAUUGCCUCUUCCAAGAUGAUGCCGUGACAGGAGAGGCAGCUGGGCUGGCAAUGGGGCUGGUGAUGCUGGGGUCUGCCAAUGACCAGGCUGUCUCAGACAUGGCCAGCUAUGCAAGGGACACCCAGCACGAGAAGAUCCUGCGGGGCCUGGCCCAGGGGAUCGCUUUGACCAUGUAUGGCCAGCAGGACCAGGCGGACCGGCUCAUCACAGAGCUCAGCGAGGACAAGGAUGCCAUCCUGCGGCGAGCGGCCAUGUACACCGUGGCCAUGGCAUACUGUGGCACAGCCUCCACACCAGCCAUGAAGCGGCUGCUGCAUGUGGCUGUGUCAGAUGUGGACAAUGACGUGCGCCGUGCCGCUGUGGAGGCUUUGGGUUUCUUGCUGUUCCGCUCACCAGAGCAGAUCCCCAGCAUGGUUUCCCUCCUGUCCGAGUCAUACAAUCCUCACGUGCGAUAUGGGGCUGCCAUGGCCCUUGGUGUGGCCUGCUCUGGUACUGGCCAGAAGGAAGCCCUGGGCUUGCUGGAGCCACUCACCAACGAUCCGGUCAACUUUGUGCGGCAGGGCGCCCUCAUCGCCUCGGCGCUGGUGCUCAUCCAGCAGACAGAGGCCACCUGCACUAAGGUGAAGGACUUCCGCCAGCUGUAUGCCAAGGUCAUCUCAGACAAGCACGAGGAUUCCAUCGCCAAGUUUGGUGCAAUCUUGGCACAGGGUAUAAUUGACGCUGGUGGCCGCAACAUGACCAUCUCCCUGCAGAGCCGCACAGGUCACACCAGCAUGACCUCUGUGGUGGGUAUGUUUGUCUUCACACAGUUCUGGUACUGGUUCCCCCUCGCCCACUUCCUGUCCAUGGCCUUCACCCCCACCUGCCUCAUUGGCCUCAACUCAGAGCUCAAAAUGCCCAAGAUGCAGUUCCUCUCCAACGCCAAGCCAUCCACCUAUGGCUACCCAGCGCCUCUGGAGGAGAAGAAGAAGGAGGUGGCAGAGAAGGUGACGGCCGUGUUGUCCAUCACCGCCAAGGCCAAGAAGAAGGAUGACGAGCGAAAGAAGAAGGAACAGAAGGAUGAGAAGAUGGAUGUGGAUGAAGAGAAGAAGGAGAAGGAGGAGAAGGAAAAGGAAAAGGAGAAGGAGGAGAAGAAAAAGGAGGAAGAGAAGAAGAAAGAGGAGCCUGCUUUUGACCUCCUGAGCAACCCAGCGAGAGUAAUGAAGGCCCAGCUGAAGGUGGUGAGGAUGGCUGAGGGAUCCCGCUAUGCCCCCGUCAAGGAGCUGGGCAUUGGCGGCAUCAUCUUGAUGCGCGACACCAAGCCUGAGGACAGCGAAGAGCUGGUCCAGCCCGUCCCCGCCCUCGGCCCCAAGGCAGAGGAGGAGACUGAACCCGAUCCCCCAGAGCCCUUCUUCUAUGAGGAAUAGGUUAGUUAAGGUCCAUAGGGUUGUAUGUUAAGGUACUAAUAUAGGUCUUUACUGGCUCUCCUGGUUUGCUAUUUUCAUCCUCAAUAGAUAGAGAGGUGGUGAUGUAAUGUCAUGUACUACCUGGAUGGAAUAGUGUGUGUACUCCAUGCUGUCCUGGAUGCUCUCAUUGUUCACUCCCAUCAUGCAGUCAUCAUGCAGUCUGCUUAGUGUUCUUGGUGUGUCAUGAGUAUUAUGUCCACGUAGAGAGUUGCAGAUCUAUGGAGGAUGUGAUCCUUUGGUUUCUACUCCAGAAAACUAUUUAUCUGAAAGUAACCUGUAACUGUAGGAUUUGUAAGACUGAUGGUUUUCAAGGAAACUUAUGUUCUUGAGUGUUGUGCUGUCAGCAUCAUGCAGUGUUAAUUACUGUGCAAAAUAUAAUUCUAUAUAUGAAGCAUUGAGUCUAGGUACAACUUUUUAAGUAAAUAAUACUUUUUCA
Messenger RNA from Scylla paramamosain (green mud crab), 3547 nucleotides. RefSeq names its product 26S proteasome non-ATPase regulatory subunit 1-like (gene Rpn2). Bases 61 to 3072 code for a protein of 1003 amino acids. The transcript is spliced from 9 exons. Lineage: Eukaryota; Metazoa; Arthropoda; Malacostraca; Decapoda; Portunidae. Gene Ontology annotation, molecular function: enzyme regulator activity. The record is from RefSeq and is a predicted model, not a curated record. Gene Ontology annotation, biological process: regulation of protein catabolic process; proteasome-mediated ubiquitin-dependent protein catabolic process. Gene Ontology annotation, cellular component: proteasome storage granule; nucleus; proteasome regulatory particle, base subcomplex.